CCGGAUCGAGCUUUAUUGGGUAGCUAAAUGGGCCUGCAGUUAUCUUGUUACUCUCAUGUGGGCUUUGUUGAUUGAUUGGUUUUUAGUUUUCCUCUAAGAACCAUGAAAUCGUGUAUACAAGAAGCUUUAAAUGGGAACCCAGGUUCGAUAAGCUUAAAGCUACAUGAUUCAUGCACUAUAACUACUAGUAAGAUUCUGACCCAGCCCAUCACAACAUGUCCGCAAGACCCAUCAGCUACCCACCACCUGGUUCUCGUCUGUUGUACAGAACUUGCUAUUUUAAUUGAGAAAUGAUUACUACACCUUAUAAAGUUACAUAUUUCAU
Messenger RNA from Rubroshorea leprosula, 325 nucleotides. NCBI's taxonomy places the organism in Eukaryota, Viridiplantae, Streptophyta, Magnoliopsida, Malvales, Dipterocarpaceae. The record is from the annotation of a GenBank genome assembly.